GGGAACGUUCUGGUAAUGCUCUCUUUCAAAGUCAACAGCCAGCUGAAGACAGUGAACAAUUACUACUUGCUGAGUCUGGCAGUAGCAGACCUCAUCAUUGGCGUCUUCUCCAUGAAUCUGUAUACCUCUUAUAUACUGAUGGGCUACUGGGCUUUGGGAAACCUUGCCUGUGACCUGUGGCUGGCCCUGGAUUAUGUUGCCAGCAAUGCGUCAGUAAUGAACCUAUUGGUGAUCAGCUUUGACAGGUACUUCUCCAUCACCAGGCCCCUGACCUACAGAGCGAAACGGACACCCAAACGGGCAGGGGUCAUGAUAGGUUUGGCUUGGCUGGUGUCACUUGUCCUGUGGGCCCCACCUAUUCUCUGUUGGCAAUACUUUGUUGGGAAGAGAACCGUCCCUGAAAGGCAAUGCCAAAUCCAGUUUUUUUCUGAGCCCGUAAUAACCUUUGGGACAGCAAUUGCUGCAUUUUACAUCCCUGUGUCUGUUAUGACAAUCCUAUACCGCCGCAUCUACAAGGAGACAGAGAAGAGGACCAAAGAUCUGGCAGAGCUGCAGGGGAUUCACUUUCCUACAGACACUCCAACCUCCCAACCGCAGAAGACCAUUAUCAGGUCCUGUUUCAGCUGUAAACUAAAGUCAGCCUCGCACGAUCCAAAUCAAGCAUCCUGGUCCUCCUCAAACAGGAGCAACGCUACCAAAUCAGCAGCAACAACGAGUGACGAGUGGUCCAAAGCUGAUCAGCUGACCACCUUCAACAGUUACGCCUCCUCAGAGGAUGAGGAGCGGUCUGUAUCUCCAGGGGUAUUCCAGUCCUCCUACCAAAACCAGGCCUGCGAGGCCAGCAAAUGUGCCGUAAGCAGCGAGAACGAGCAGCUCAGCAGCUAUGAAGACGACAGCUUCUUCCAUACUUCACCCAAAAGCAGCUCACAGAAGAGCAAGAAGUGUGUUUCCUACAAGUUUAAACCUGUGGCUAAAGACACCGAUGCCCAGCAGCAGGAUAAAAAUGGGGACACCAAAAUGGCACCGUCGACAUUCUCCUCUGCCGAGUCCAUGAGCAUUCCAUGCACCUCCUCAACAUCUAAGCCUAUGGAUGCCACACUGAAAAACCAGAUCACCAAAAGGAAGAGGAUGGUGCUGAUUAAGGAGAGGAAGGCAGCCCAAACGCUUAGCGCGAUCUUGCUAGCUUUCAUCCUGACAUGGACUCCUUAUAACAUUAUGGUGCUCAUUUCCACCUUCUGCUCGGACUGCAUCCCCCUCUCCCUCUGGCAUCUGGGCUACUGGCUGUGCUAUGUCAACAGCACAGUUAACCCCAUGUGCUAUGCCCUCUGUAACAAGACCUUUCAGAAGACCUUCCGUAUGCUCCUGUUGUGCCAAUGGAAGAAGAAACGGGUUGAGGAGAAACUCUACUGGUACGGGCAAAACCCUGUUGUCAGCACAAAAAUGACAUGA
This is a messenger RNA of Lampris incognitus (smalleye Pacific opah), 1449 nucleotides long. It is a transcript of the gene chrm5a, whose product is annotated as cholinergic receptor, muscarinic 5a. The coding region runs from base 16 to 1449 and encodes 477 amino acids. Gene Ontology annotation, cellular component: dendrite; synapse; plasma membrane. The transcript has a single exon. Gene Ontology annotation, biological process: G protein-coupled receptor signaling pathway, coupled to cyclic nucleotide second messenger; adenylate cyclase-inhibiting G protein-coupled acetylcholine receptor signaling pathway; chemical synaptic transmission. The record is from RefSeq and is a predicted model, not a curated record. Lineage: Eukaryota; Metazoa; Chordata; Actinopteri; Lampriformes; Lampridae. Gene Ontology annotation, molecular function: G protein-coupled serotonin receptor activity; G protein-coupled acetylcholine receptor activity.